Messenger RNA from Paramuricea clavata, 2980 nucleotides. Lineage: Eukaryota; Metazoa; Cnidaria; Anthozoa; Malacalcyonacea; Plexauridae. The record is from the annotation of a GenBank genome assembly.
UUAAAUAGUUAUGAUCUUGACGACCAAACGUGGCAUAUUGUUGAAGUUUCUGAAGAUAGUCAGGUAAUUAUAUUAUGAUCUAUUGUGCCCUAGUAUAAUUUGAGUAUUGAAAAGUGGCCUUUGAGCAUUCUGAUUGGCUACCCUCAGCAGUUUACUCUUGAGACAAUAGUUACUCCACUGAGCAGUAACUUUUCCUAAAAAAAUAGAUGAAAAUCAGACGGAAGUAAAUUAUUUAUGCACAUUAAUUUAUAUUCAUAAAAUAAACACGUGCAUUAGUUGUAUUUAUUGUAUAAAACUUUUUCAAUACUGAAAUUAUACUAAAACAAUUAGUCGCCUUCGGCUCGGUGAAUAUGGGCUUGUAUUCACCUUUCUGCAAUCUGAUUGGUUAACUGUAGUGCAAUUUUUCAUUAAUGAUUUGACGGACAAAAUGGCGGUUCGUUUUGUAGACACAAUUAACGAGGCUACAAUUCACUUACUUUAAACAAAAGUAAAAAAUGAAAGUACACAAAAAAGCACUGUCCUAAAACUCGCUUGCUGAACUUUCAGUAUUUUGGCAUGAACGAUUGUUUGUGGACGAAUCAGUAACUUGCGAUUCGCUUUAUAUGUCUGCUUCGCUUGGAUAUUGGAUAACUAGUUUAACUUCUCAUCAAUCUUAAACCAUUUACUGUCAAGGAAGACGCUUAUAGUUUUUUCUUGUACAUAGUUUAGAUGUGUAAAUGAACCAGAUCUUGUUCAUUUCAGCCGUGUUCUAAUACCUAGUCAUUUCCUGUUCCAUGUUUGAAAUUACUGGGUCUUGCAGGCUAUAGAAAGUUUUUAAUCGCUUUUUGCGUCUCCAUUAUUCAAGAUAGCAUUCAAACACGACUUUUUACCAAAAAUUCACUGAAUUUUUAAAACCUCCAAAAGUUUUACUGAAAAAAUCUGGUUACUAAAAUUUUUCCAAAAGUGGCGAAAUUUUACCGAUAGUAAAAUACUUUACCAAAUCUGGAAACAAUGUUAAAAUAUUUUUCUCUAUUUUCAGGUUCCUCAUGGCAGGCUGUUCCAUGCUGCUGACGUCAUUGAUGACGCAAUGUAUAUUUUUGGCGGGACUCUGGACAACAACAUCCGAAAUGGGGAAAUGUAUCGAUUUCAAGUAAGGCUAUUUUUAGAGGGAGGGGUGAAUACAAAUUAAGUUUGUGUCCGUUUAGAACUGAUAGAGCCAUCCAGUGCCUGUAGUAACACUGGAUCAAUAAGAGAUGAUCCUUGCUGGACCUCUAGGAAGAACAGUUUAGAACUGAUAGAGCUAUCCAGUAUAAAUAAAGUUAGUUUAGUAAAAGGUUUCCUCCUGUAGUAACACUGGAUUAAUAAGAGAUGAUCCUUACUGGACCUCUAUAGGGAGAACAGUUUAGAACUGAUAGAUCUAUCCAGUAUAAAUAAAGUUAGUUUAGUUUAGGUUUCCUCUUGUAGUAACACUGGAUCAACAAGAGAUGAUCCUUGCUGGACCUCUAGGGAGAACAGUUUCGAACUGAUAGAGCUAUCCAGUAUAAAUAAAGUUAGUUUAGUUUAGGUUUCCUCUUGUAGUAACACUGGAUUAAUAAGAGAUGAUCCUUACUGGACCUUUAGGGAGAACAGUUUAGAACUGAUAGAGCUAUCCAGUAUAAAUAAAGUUAGUUUAGUUUAGGUUUCCUCUUGUAGUAACACUGGAUUAAUAAGAGAUGAUCCUUACUGGACCUCUAGGGAGAACAGUUUGGAACUGAUAGAGUUAUCCAGUAUAAAUAAAGUUAGUUUAGUUUAGGUUUCCUACUGUAGUAACACUGGAUCAAUAAGAGAUGAUCCUUACUGGACCUCUAGGGAGAACAGUUUAGAACUGAUAGAGCUAUCCAGUAUAAAUAAAGUUAGUUUAAUGAUGUAUAUUUUUAUAGUUCUCUAGUUACCCAAGAUGUACUUUGCGAGAUGAUUUUGGAAGAUUACUUGAUAGCAAACAAUUUUGUGACCUCACAUUUAUCGUUGGAAAGGUAAUAAAGCUUUCAUAAGGAAAAUUUCAUCCCACUUGACGGAGAUUCCACCUAGAGCAAUGUUAGGAUUAGCAUUUCGAUUAAGGGUAUUGUAAUUGUAGACCCAUUACAAGCCAAUACCUCUGUGUCAAUACUUUAUUGCAUACAAUUGCUUUUCAACGACAAUGGAUUAUUGAUUACAACGUGCGGAACGGCUGAAUAUUAUUAUUUCGUAUUAUUAUACAGGAAGAUACUGAGAUAGAUGCUCACACAACCGUCGUGGCAUGUCGUUCAAGCUGGCUCAAAAAGAAAAUCGAGCAAGUUAAAAAGGUAUCAACUUUUAUUAAAAUAAUGUACAUGCAUGAGAUGGUCAAAAGUCUUCUGUGUAAUCCAGUUAAAUGUUCCGUAUGAAAUUUGGGUCGCCUUAAUUCAAACUCUGUUUCAACACAAUCGAAGUCAAGUUUAAAUCCAAUUCAGUGAAAAUCCAAUCUACAAGUAGUGUUCAAUGCAGUUAGUGAAAAUCUCGUCUAAAUCUAAUCUAAAUUUAAUCAAAAUCCAAUCAAAACCAACUCAAAUAUCCUCUAAAUCCAAUCCAAAUCUCGUCUAAAUUUAAUCCAAAUCUCGUCUAAAUCUAAUGCAGUUAAAAUCCAACCGAAAUCUGCUCUAAAAUCCAAUCAACAUCUCAUCUAAAUUCAAUCAAACUCUAGUCUUUAUCCUGUCCGAAUACAGUCUAAAUCUAAUGUAGUUAAAAUCUAAAUCUGAUGAAAAUCUUGUUUAAUCCAUUUCAGUCUAAUCAUAUUCAAGUGCAAUUUAGCCCAGCCCAAAACCACCAUGUAUUUACCAUGUACUUGUCCUUUGAAUAUAGCUCGAGACUAAUUCGUCGGACACGUCAAGUGAAAAACUUAAGAUAACCAUCGAUGAUGUCCAGCCUGAAGCUUUCUUGAUUGCCUUGAGGUUCAUGUACACCGAUUCCAUAUACGCCCUUGUCAAAGGUAUAGUUUCAGUUUAAG